AUGUCUAAGGAAUUUACUAACACGGAUGUAGCGAGGACCGCAUCGUUCGUAUACUCUACAAGUGUUGGUAAAACUGGAUUAUUUAUACCGGCAGAUUAUAUACCUUUAAAUAAUGGAGAUGAUACUCUAAAUGAACGUUAUGAGGAGGAAAAUGAUAGUACUCAACAAAACGAACCAGAAGAUAUAUUUGAUGCUGUAAACUAUCCAGCAGAUACUAAUUUUAAUGACAUGAUUUCAAAUAUUCCAGAAUCUAAUGAAGGUCAACCUUUAUUAUCAAGAAACAAUGAUCACGCUCCUCAAACGAUAGGUUCAAGUUCUGAUACGAUAGAAGAAACUAAAAGAAGAAACAGAUCUUCAGCUUGUAUUAGUUUGAUAGAUCAGGAACGUGAUCUUCUAGUGGAUAAUAAAUUGAUUCCAUCAGAAGCUGAACAUUAUCCUCCAGGAGCUGCAAGUACUUAUGCAUCGAUUGAAAAUGAAGAGAGAGAAGUAGCAAAUACCUGGAAUUUGGCUAUACAAUCAGGAAAAGAAAUAUCCACAUCUUACAAAAGAGAAUUACAAACUCUAGCAAACAAUGCUACUCCUUUAGUUUUUACAUUCAUUUUACAAUAUUCUCUAUCAAUUGCAUCUAUUUUUUCAGUGUCGCAUUUGGGUACAAGAGAAUUAGGUGGUGUAACUUUAGGUUCGAUGACUGCUAAUAUUACAGGUUUUGCAGCUAUCCAAGGUCUUUGCACUUGCCUCGAUACACUUUGUUCCCAGGCAUAUGGUGCAAAGAAUCAUCAUUUAGUCGGUAUUUUGGUCCAACGUUGUGCUAUAAUUGCGAUAUUUGCUUUUUUACCGCUAAUGUAUAUUUGGUGGUUCUGGGCAGAAAGUUUAUUGUGUUUAAUUAUUCCUGAGAAAGAAUUAUGUAUUUUGGCUGCUAAAUAUUUAAAGGUUGCGUCUUUUGGUGUUCCUGGUUUUAUCAUGUUCGAGUGUGGUAAGAGAUUUUUGCAAUGCCAAGGUAUUUUCCACGCUUCUACAGUAGUUCUUUUUGUCUGUGCCCCUUUAAAUGCAGUCAUGAACUAUGUUUUGGUAUGGAGUCCUACUGUUGGUAUUGGGUAUUUAGGUGCACCUGUUGCGGUGGCAAUAAAUUAUUGGUUAAUGACUCUGGGAUUAAUCUUAUAUACGCUUUUAACAAAUCAUGACAUAAACCCAAUGAAGUGUUGGAGCGGUUUGAUUAAAAGUGAUCAAAUAUUCAAGAACUGGAAACAUAUGUUUGAAUUGGCUCUGCCAGGAAUUAUUAUGGUUGAAGCAGAAUUUUUAGGAUUUGAAAUAUUAACUAUUUUUGCGUCACAUCUAGGUGAAGAAGCCUUGGGAGCACAAUCCAUUGUAUCUACAAUUGCUGCAUUGGCAUACCAAAUGCCUUUUUCAAUUUCGGUGUCUACAAGUACAAGAGUUGCUAAUUUCAUUGGAGCAUCGUUAUACAAAGCUUGUAUCAUUACCUGUAGGGUUUCAUUAUUAUUAUCAUUUGCUUGUUCAUCAUUCAACAUGUUAAUAAUUAUCAAUUUCAAAACUCAAAUAGCUCGAGCAUUUUCAACCGAACCAGAAGUUGUAGAACUAGUGAUUGCAACACUUCCAUUUUUAGCAUUUAUGGAACUAUUCGACGCUUUUAAUGCUUCAACAGCAGGCUGUUUAAGAGGUCAAGGAAGACAAAAAAUAGGAGGCUAUAUCAACUUGUUUGCCUUUUAUUGUAUUGGCAUUCCAUUAUCAUAUAUUUUAGCAUUUCAUACAAGUUUUGGACUUUCAGGUCUAUGGAUUGGUAUUACAUUUGCAUUGAUCACAAUGAGUAUUUUACAAGGGUACUAUGUUUUCCAUGUAAAUUGGGAAAGUUUAAUCCAAUCUGCAAAAUUAAGAAAUUCCGAACAUGUCUCCAACGCAUUAUAA
Vanderwaltozyma polyspora DSM 70294 is the source of this 1920-nucleotide messenger RNA. It is a transcript of the gene ERC1, whose product is annotated as Erc1p. The transcript has a single exon. Gene Ontology annotation, cellular component: membrane. Gene Ontology annotation, biological process: xenobiotic detoxification by transmembrane export across the plasma membrane. Gene Ontology annotation, molecular function: antiporter activity; xenobiotic transmembrane transporter activity. NCBI's taxonomy places the organism in Eukaryota, Fungi, Ascomycota, Saccharomycetes, Saccharomycetales, Saccharomycetaceae. The coding region runs from base 1 to 1920 and encodes 639 amino acids. The record is from RefSeq and is a predicted model, not a curated record.